Molecule: messenger RNA, 1659 nt
Organism: Geodia barretti
Lineage: Eukaryota; Metazoa; Porifera; Demospongiae; Tetractinellida; Geodiidae
Source: the annotation of a GenBank genome assembly
CUGACGAACGGCCAGAACGGAGGCGUGUCCUGCGCGGCCUGCACCAUCCUCACUGGUCUGGUGGAACAACUCGCGGAGAUCUACAACAUUUCCAUCGACGAUGCCCUCUCCAAGUACUGCGGCUUUCUCCCGUCGGGGUUUCAGGGAGCCUGCACGGCGCUCGUGGACGUGUACGGUCCCAUCGUGAUCAACCUGCUGGAGAAAAAGGAGACCCCGGACGUGGUUUGUCUGACCCUCGGCAUCUGCACCAACGAGACGGGUCACGUGUGCCGCCUCUUCCCGCUACCAUCCCGCCACCGCGGAGCCAUCUCCGAGGCCGAGGAGCUGCGACAGAGAGUGGCGGCAGCGAAACAAAGGGUACAUCAUCUGCGGAGAGACUACGCGGCUCUUCUCCCAGAUAUCUGCAAAAUUCCCGUGAUCAAGCCGAUAUGCGAUCUCCUCGACAGGUUCGGCAACGAUCACUUGCCUGUGGACGACGUAGACGGAGACUAUUUCUCGGACUUGCAGACGUUCCGCGGGACGUCGUGGAGAGGCAAGGACUGCAAUGACUUUGACGCCGACGUACACCCUGGACGUAGGACGGUGGACGACGCUGUUUUCGAUACGAACUGUAACGGAAUCUUCGGCGUGGACGGCGACACUGGAGAGACGUACGAAAAGAAGUGGUGCGAGGGAACGGGACAAAUGGGGACAGUUCUAUUGGGCGAUAGUGCAGGGGCACAUUUCCAUAUCCCCCCGGCCUGGUUUACUAGCAGUGAGCUCAGCGAAGAGGCUUUCAAAGAUCUCUUUUUCAUCUUGGAAAACGAGUUUGACUGGCCGAUGCUGUCCAGCUCCACAGGCUACAAGAACUCGACAUGGCCUGAUAUUAGUGGUCCAGUUGAUUCCACCUACCUUCGUCUGCGAGAGUUCAACCGUUGCAACCACAGAGACUACCAGAACAUUGGAGUCAAUGGAGCUCGAGCCAGUGCUAUGGCAGACACAAUCGUCAAGAGCUUGGCUCGCGACGGACUCAAAGACAACCCAGUGUUCCUCAUGUUAGCUCUCAUUGGCAACGACGUCUGCAACGGGCACCACGACUCCUCCCACAUGACCACACCCACAGAGUUCUACCAAAAAAACCUGGAGACGUUUCGCUACGUGGACUCCAAGGUUGCCCCUGGCUCCGUUCUACUUGCCACGGGGCUCGUGGACGGCAGGAUUCUUUACGACACCCUCCACAACCGAACCCACCCCCUGGGUUCCCUCCAUAAUGAUGUCACCUACUCUACAGUAUAUGACUACCUGAACUGUCUCGAUGUAUCUCCCUGCUUUGGUUGGCUCAACAGCAACAAGACAUGGAGGGACUACACCACUGAGCGAGCUCUUCAACUCAACAAGGCCCUCAAAGAAUUAGUCGCCAACGAAACUUUCAAGAAUUUCAAGGCUUACUAUUUCGAUCCUACAGUCCCACAGGUGUUUGAGUAUUGGGAGGAGCAUGGUGGGGAGGCGUGGCAACUGAUUGAGCCCGUGGACGGGUUCCACCCCAACCAGAUUUCUAAUGAACUCAACACAAAGAUCUCCUGGGAGCUCUAUCGUAACUAUACCCCUGAGGUGAUCCCUCCAAUUAACCCUUAUAAUGAACUCAUCGCACAGAAAUUUGGGGACCAAGGAGGCUACUGA